AGAGGAACGGAGUGGAGAACCGUGUGGUCACCUAGACCAGCAACGGCGAGUAACCGCCGAUGCCACAUCGACUCGCGAUAUCGGACUGAGAAUAUCGGUUCACACAUCUCUCACAAUCACAUCAAUCACAAAUUUUAAAGCCGGCAUUAGUUUCGAAUGAUCGUGCAGAAGAGAAAGACAGAGUUUUGGAAUUUAUGCGCGAGUGAGAGGAAGCACGCGCGAAGCUCGUGCAUAUAUAUCUAACACGGGCGAGAAAGUUCCGAGGAUCAUACAGAAGAAACGAGUUUGUAAACGAGGCCGGUCACAGCCGAGCUUCAGUUCGUCUGGGUGACUCGAAGAGUGGCGCGAGCGCGUGCGAGCGAGCGGUAUAAUGUAGUUAAAACCGAGUGUCGAUGAUAAACGGUUGUGCGCCAGCGAUAACAGAGAACUUUUUUAUAUUUAAAAUUUUUAAUCGGGGGCAAAGUUGCAGUGAUUGACAAAUUAUAACAUAUUCGGCAGUGAGUGUGCGUUUUAAAAACAUUCUCGGUUUUUAUCGUAUUUACAACAAUCACACACGAGUCUCUCGCGUUCGUGUGAAGUUACUGUCGAGUAAUCGAGCUGUAGAAGCGACCGAAAAUACGUAGCGAUGACUAUUCACAAAAAAGGCACGGUGUCAAGGAUGAAGAAUGCGGGAACCGCGAAAAACGAAGUGGCAACGACGUCGACGUCCUCGGAUGUGACGACAACGGAGACAGUCGAGGUUGUAUCCUCCACCAGCGUCGUGGAGGAAUCGAAUCAGGUGAAGGAGAGCGAAUCUAGAGGUAGCAUGGUGGAGGUCACGAGUGCCAGUCGCGAGGUCAUCAUGGAUUCCAAAGGUAACAUUAUCAAAGUUAUCGAGAUACCUCCACAGACUAUCCAGCAGAGCUCGUCCAGCCGAAGAACCGAAAAAAGCUCUCAAGACUUCAUAGCAGGGGAGCAGGUGCAAUCGAUUAAGCAAGCGAAGACGACGCACGAAAUUCCACGCGAGCACGCAACGUCUCUUUCGGAAAAUCGGACAAUUCAAGGAGAAAUGACUGAACAAGCCAGUCAAUCUGUGCAGACGCAAAGUCAAAGCGCAUCCCAUUCAAUGGUUCAGCAGUCGAGCUCCUCGAGUGUCUUAAUUGAGAGUUCAUCAGCGAGCGAGGAUCAUAGCGGACAUCGCUCUACUGUUAUAGUUUCUCAUGACAUUAAAAAUGGAACUCCCAUAUCUCAGACAUCGUCAAGGUCGACCGAGAAUACUCACGUGAGUAGCGAGACGAGCGAAGCCGUGACGAAAGACGGUCAAACAAUGUCGAGCACCACAAGAAUACGCGAAACGGGAGAAAGAAUCAAUGACAACGGUAAGACGAUGUCUGCAUCGAGCCGGGAAGUUGAGCAUACGAUUGCACCUUCCAAUGUGACUGUCAUUAAAAAUACUGAUGAUAUCAAGAGGAGUGAUAAAAGUACGCGCAGCGAUUUGAAAUCAGAGAAAUUAAACAUCGAGAUAUCAACACGUUGUAAUAAGCCCGGCCAAUCCACAUGGGAUGGCACCUUUGUCUAUGAAAAACCAGCCACUCCUAAGGACAAAAGUGUCAUUGAUAAAACAGUAAGUUCAAAGAUUCAUAGCGAUACCAGAGAUGAUGAAACAAGCGUUAAAGUUACUCAAGGGACCUCGAUCCAGGAGGUAUCAUUUAUCGAUCAGAACGUAUCUUCAAGUUCAAGCAUAACUCGAGACUCGAAAACGAUAGUCGAUGAAGGUCAACGAACGAUGACUUGUCUUCGUGAUAUCACGUCGGAGAAAACCGCCGCGGAUACAACAGAUUUCGCUAGCGAAAAAUAUUCGAAAGGACCGAUCCGUUACUCAAAACCUGGCGAUUCGACGUGGGACGGAAGCUUCGUCGUGGAAAAAAUUACGACGCAGCCAAGAAGUCAGCGUAACGAUUCCGACGUCAACAUGUUUCACGGUCGCGGCGACAACGUCAUGGAAACGCAGAGAAGAGAUUUCAAAGAAAAGAGUACGGACGGUACAUAUGAGAAGGAGUCAUCCGAGACUAUGCGCGUCGUAAAAGGUGCUACAGACAGCACCAGAUUCAUUUCUGAAGAACGACGAGAUGUAAGCGGAGGAACUUCGAUCCAUGUCGAUGGUAUGCCAUUGAGUAAGGAUGAACACCUUGCUCGCGUAUCCAGUCCAUCGCAACGAAGAGUCGGCAGACCCGGCGAAUUUAUCUACGAAAAGUCGCAAGAUGACGUAAAGAAGCAUCCUUCAGACGUCACCGUAGUCCGUACAACGAAAAAACGUCAUGAUACCGUGGACGUUCAAGAUGUCAGCGAAGAGCAGAACAUUUCGAACGUUACUGAAUCGGUCUCCACGUCUUACAUCGUCGAAUACGCGAUUUCCGGCGACAAGAAGAAUGUCGAGAAGGUCACGUCGGUGUCCGAGGUAAUCUUAGAGGAAGAUAGUCCUGAGAAUAAAAUUACGCGCGGCCAUGGAAGUCCGGAGAGACAGACAAAAUUUGAUACAACUUCGCGCUGUUACAAGCCCGGUCAAUCUGCUUGGGAUGGCACCUUCGUCUACGAACGACCGGUAACACCUGAUAGUCGCCGAAGACCGGAAGAUAAACGUACAGUAAAAACUAUCGAUAUUCGAGAUGUUACGGAAGAUAAUUCGAUUAACGAAGCGGACGUCACGAGUACUUCUUACAUCGUUGAACAUUCAUCGAGUCAGCAGAGUUUCUCGGACAUCAGGGAUGCCAGCGUCAGGUCCACGAGGUACGAGACAGUUGUUUACGAGGGGCGCCCUGUCGAAACGACGAUUAGAUUUGAUGGAGAUACAUCACGAAGCAAAGUUUCGUCGACGGAACGUCGGAUUAGUCCCUCUCCACGACCUAGAAGUCCGGAGAAGAUACCGAUAGAUAGAGAUCUGCGAAGUACCAAACCCGGAUCGUCAACGUGGGACGGAACUUUCGUAUUUGAAAAAUCGCAAGAGAAGAAGCGACCACCUAGCAGAGAAUCCAUUGAUAGGCUACCAGAUAAACCUCGCCCAGCAGACAGCAAAAAGACACCCCAUAUUGAUACGUCGAAGAAAUAUGUUAGCGAAACUACUAUCGAUCUCCGAGAUGUCAAGCAAGAUGUAUCAAGCACGUCAGAGAUUAUGGAAAGUUCCGUCGUUAUGGAACAAUCAAGAAUGCAUGAAAGUUACACGGAUUCCUCGAAUCUUGAUUUCUCGACGACUUCCUUCGAAACUGUUACUAUUCGCGACGGUCAGCCAAUAACGACGCAAAAAACAGUGACCAUUCAAGAAAGCCCUCACAGUGGUGCAAAGAGGCUGCCUAGUAGUGACGUAAUAACUACUACUGACAUUAAAGAGACCACUGUUAAAAGCGAGAAGAAGGAAUCUCGCGCGGACGAUAAAAAUUACCGACCUCUAAAACCAGGAUCGUCCACAUGGGACGGAUCGUUCGUGUAUGAGAAACCAGAGGAAAGAAAACCAAGCGAUAAAAAGUCACCGAAAGAUGUACAUGGAGCUGUGGCUAAACAGAGUCCAAUUAAAGAACAACGAACCGACAAUGUCGAUCAUCGAACAGUUACAAUUUUGGAUACAUCAAAAGAUAUAAGAAGUGCUACCGAUUAUUCUACGAGCUCUGUCACGGUCGAACAAACAUUCAUCAAGGAUUCGGAGACAUACGAUUCUUCAAAUAUUUCCAAAAUUUUCAUCAAAGGAAGCGCAGAAGAUAAAGUACGUGAAACCGAUAAAAAGCCAAGACAGCAGUUCGACGGAAAACCUGAGCCAUCGCCUCGACAACGUCCGAAAGACACUAAAGAGCCUAAACAUAAAAAACCGCAGAGUCCGGUGGAUAGAACACAUCGUCGACCGUCGAAGCCAGGCGCCUCCACCUGGGAUGGAUCGUUCGUGUAUGAGAAACCGGAAGAGAAGAGACCAGAAGAUCGAAAAGUGCCAAAAGAUAUUAAAACAGAAGAUAAGCGAAGCCCAAUUAAAGAAAAACCGAGUGACAUCGCUGAUUAUAAAACAUCUGUUACGAUACUGAAUACAUCGAAGGAUGUGUCAAGUUCUGCCGAUUAUUCUACGAGCUCCGUCACGGUCGAGCAAAAGUACGUCACCGAUUCAAAGACAUAUGACUCGUCAAAUAUAUCCAAAAUUUAUAUAAAAGAGAGUCCGAAGGAUAACGUACAUCCGAUCGAUUACGAGAAAUCAAAACAGCCCUCCGACGAAAAGUCGCAGAAAAGUCCGGUAGACAGAACGCAUCGACCGUCGAAGCCUGGUGCUUCCACUUGGGACGGUUCUUUCGUGUACGAAAAAGUACCGAGGAAACCGGCAGACGAACGAAAACCGAUUGAGAAAGAAAGCAAACCAGUGGAUCAGAAAGGAAAAACGUUGCUUACUCCGAUUUCGCGAAAAUCAACGGAAACACAGAAGGACAUCAUUGAGAUCAGACAUGUCGAAGAUGUCGCGGAUAUCACACAUGCGGAUAUCACGCGUACAUCCGAAGUGCUUCAGCAAUCUUACGUAAUCGAUCAGUCUUCGAGAUUCACUUCUGUGCAAGACGUGCGCGAUGUUAAGGACGAGCGCGUCAUCACUGAAUUUACGGCGGACACACGCAAGGAUAUGAGAGAUGUUACCGAGUCAACGAAGGAAUUUAUCGAUAAAGAGCAGGUGAUUAGCAUGGUAGCGCGGGAUGUCAUUGACACCCGAUUCGAUACCAUCACCGGCCCGGCACCCCGGUCACCAGCGGAUUCCACGAGGAAACCAUCGCCUGAACGACCUGGUUAUCCUCGUGGAAUACCUGGUCUCAGGGAAGACGAUCGACCAAAACCAACUCCAAUUGCUGGAAAGCCCAGUCGACCUCCGCAGCGCGAAAGAAGUCCUCAACGGCCAGUGGAUGGCAGACCUUCCGAAAUCCGGUCAAUGUCACCUGAAAAGCUUCGGGAUCAUACGUCGCCGACUAGAAGAUCACAGCCAGCGGCUGGCAAGCUGAGUCGACCCGAAGAAAAACCUGUAGCAUUUAGAAAAUUCGAUAAAGAAUCUGAACCUUCGAAAUCUAAACCUAAUCGACUUGCUGAAAAGCCUGAAAAACCGACGAAAUUGGAACAGGAUAAACUUAAAAGAGGAGAUCAAAGUCCAGACUCUCUCGAAGAAGAUGUAGUAUAUCCUAAAUCAGUGCCGGUACCGGAUAUAUUGUCGAAAAUUCCUCUAAAAGAACAGUGCAUUUGCGAGCUUUGUACCUGCGGACGUCAUCGUUGCCCGCAUAAUUUACCCCAAGAACAUUUGGAAUUCUCUUAUGAAGAACCGUUGCAUACUGUGACUUCCUAUCGCCAGGAUUACGACGAAAAACACGUGGAAAAACAAACAAAAUAUUAUCAUGAAGAUCAUUUGCAUACGGAGGGUGAAUUUAUCGGACAGAGACGAACUGAUUAUGUGGCUACUAGAGGCGAAAGAGCGCCGGUCAAAAAACCGCAAGAUCAUCUCAAACCCGAAGGUGAAUUCGUUAGAAGACCAAAGCAAGAGGCGAUCCCUAUAAGGGGUGAAAGGGCACCUGUGAAGAAGCCACAAGACAAUCUUAAACCGGAGGGCGAGUUUGUUGGUAAGCCUCGAGAGGAAGCUCCGAAAUAUGGCGAACGAGCUCCGAUUACAAAGCCAAGGGAUAACUUAAAAUUCGAAGGGGAUUUUGACGCUACAACAACGACCGAACUGGUUUUUACUGGCACUCCUGGCGAACGACCGAUCCCAAUACGUCGCAAUACUUAUACGAAGAUAGAGGGUGAUUUCACUGACGAAACGACGACGCGAUCGCAAUACAUUGAUCAUCGUAGCAUCCAACGUGCUGAAAUCGUUAAACGAACGGAUAAUCUCACCGUGGGAGAGGGUGAAUUCACGGGUACCUCUCAUAUUAAGGAAGAUUUCCAAACUCAUGUUACCGAACGUGAACCUCAGUGGCGACCGAAAUAUCCUAAAGACACCGAUCGGUUUUACAGUAAAACAGAUAUCAUUGACAGUACUACUACCACUCAGGAACAAUUUCGAACUUUUGAUCAAGCAGAUUAUAAAAGUACCAUAGUUAUUAAGAGAGCUGAUAAUCUAAGACCCGAAGGACCUUUCGAAGCAUUGCCUCAUACAAAGGAUGAUUAUGUUACACCAAUAUUGCUGCGCAGGCCAGAACCACAAAAACCUAUAGAUAAUUUAAAACCUGAAGGGCCAUUCGAAGGACGGCCUAAAGAUGAUUAUUCACCUAAACGCGGCGAACGUUAUGAAGUGAAACGGCCAGAAGAUAACUUACGUCCUGAAGGGCCGUUCGAAGGACGACCUAAAGAUGACUAUAAGCCUACUAGAGGAGAACGUGCCGAUGUCAAGCGCCCUGAAGAUAACUUAAGACCCGAGGGUCCAUUCGAAGGGCGUCCUAAAGAUGACUAUGCACCUAAACGUAGCGAACGCCCUGAAGUCAAGCGUCCAGAAGAUAAUUUACGUCCUGAAGGACCAUUUGAAGGACGGCCUAAGGAUGAUUAUAGGCCAACCAAAGGAGAGAGAGCUGAUGUUAAAAGACCACAAGAUAAUUUGAAACCAGAAGGUCCGUUCCAAGGACGUCCAAAAGAUGAUUUUACUCCGAAGACAGCGGAACGUCCUGAAGUGAAACGACCGAAAGACAAUUUACGACCUAAAGGUGACUUUUCAGAUCGUCCCAAAGACCAAUAUAUACCCGGUGAGAAACGCACUCCUAUCAGACAUCUGGAUAAUUUGUAUCCUGAAGGCGACUUCGAAAGACCUAAGCCGAUACCUUAUGGUCCCGGUGAUAGAGCAUCCAUCGUUCGUCAUCCGGAUAAUCUAUUUCCAAUAGGAGAAUUUCCAGACAGAGAAAUCAAGCCAUUCAAACCUGCCGAACGUAGAACGCCUGUUAAACAUUUCGAUAAUCUUCGUCCAGAAGGUGACUUUGAAGGAAAAUCCAAAGAUGAUUACAGACCGACCAAAGGAGAACGUGCCGAUGUUAAACGUCCCGAAGAUAAUUUGCGACCAGAAGGUCCGUUCGAGGGUCGUCCAAAAGAUGAUUAUUUGCCAAAACGUGCAGAACGUCCUGAAGUAAAACGUCCGGAAGACAAUCUACGUCCCGAAGGCGAUUUUGAAAGACCAGAGAAAGCACCUAUUGGUCCAGCCGAAAGACGCACUCCAAUUAAACAUCCGGAUAAUCUUAGAUCCGAAGGAGAAUUCGAGCGACCUCGUCAGCAUGGUUAUCGUCCGGCAGAAAAACCAGAAGUCAAAAAGCCAAUAGACAAUUUAAGGCCCGAAGGUGAAUUUGAAAGACCACGUCCUGAAAAAUACGCUCCAGCUGAGAAACGAACACCAGUGAAACAUCCAGAUAAUCUCAAGCCAGAAGGUGAAUUUGAGCGACCUCGGCAGGAUGGUUAUCGUCCGGCAGAAAAACCAGAAGUCAAAAAGCCAGUGGACAAUUUAAGACCCGAAGGUGAAUUUGAAAGACCACGUCCUGAAAAAUACGCUCCAGCUGAGAAACGAACACCAGUGAAACAUCCGGAUAAUCUCAAGCCAGAAGGUGAAUUUGAGCGAUCUCGUCAGGAUGGUUACCGUCCGGCAGAAAAACCAGAAGUCAAAAAACCAAUAGACAAUUUAAGGCCCGAAGGUGAAUUUGAAAGACCACGUCCUGAAAAAUACGCUCCAGCUGAGAAACGAACACCAGUGAAACAUCCGGACAAUCUCAAACCAGAAGGUGAAUUUAUUGGUAAACCGAAAGAAGAUUUUAUACCAACAAAAGGUGAUCGCGCUGAUGUUAAAAGACCAGCAGAUAAUUUAAAACCGGAAGGUCCAUUCGAAGGUCGACCAAAAGAUGAUUAUCGACCAAUGCGUGGAGAACGUAUGGAUGUUGUUAAACGCAUGGACAAUUUGCGUAUGGAAGGAGAUAUAGAAACAUAUAGAUCUAGAGACGAAUAUACCGAUUUCUUAAUACGCGAAAGAACUCAAAUUACUAAAUAUCAAGAUAAUUUACGUAUGGAAGGUGAAUUCAUUGAUACAAGAACGCGAGAUGAUUUUAAAAUUGUUAAAGGUGAACGCAUGGACAUCGUUAAACAUCGUGAUAAUUUAAAACCAGAAGGUCCGUUCGAAGGUCGCCCGAAGGACGAUUAUUCACCGAAGAAAGCAGAGAGACCUGAAAUUAAAAAGCCGGAAGACAAUUUAAAAUCAGAAGGCGAUUUCGUACGUCAGCCUAAGGAAGAAGCGCCUAAAAAAGGUGACAGAGCUGAUGUGAAAAAACCGAGAGACAAUUUGAGGCCGGAAGGUGACUUCGAAAGACCGGAAAAGAAACCAAUCGGUCCAGCAGAGAAGCGUACCCCGAUUAAACAUUCUGAUAAUCUAAAACCAGAGGGUGAGUUUGAGAGACCAAUACCUGAAGAAUUCAAACCUGCCGAAAGACCAAUUGUAAAGAAACCACAUGAUAAUUUAAAACCGGAAGGCGAAUUUGUGUCAAGACCGAAAGAUGAGGCGCCAAAGAAAGGUGAGAGAGCUGAUAUCAAAAAGCCACAAGACAAUUUGCGACCGGAGGGCGAUUUCGAAAGACCGGAGAAAAAACCAAUUGGUCCUGCAGAGCGACGUACUCCGAUUAAACAUUCUGACAAUCUGAAGCCAGAAGGUGAAUUCGAAAGACCUAAGCCUGAAGAAUUUAGACCUGCUGAAAGACCGGUAGUAAAGAAACCACACGAUAAUUUAAAACCGGAAGGUGAAUUCGUUUCUCGGCCAAAAGAAGAAGUGCCAAGAAAAGGUGACAGGGCUGAUGUUAAAAAGCCAAAGGAUAAUCUCAAACCCGAAGGCGAUUUUGAAAGACCGGAAAAGGCACCUGUUGCUCCAGCGGAACGACGUACUCCGAUUAAACAUUCAGAUAAUUUGAAGCCGGAAGGUGAGUUUGAACGACCGGAACAAGAAGGUUAUCGUCCAGCAGAAAGGCCAGAAGUCAAAAAACCAACAGAUAAUCUGAAACCCGAAGGCGAUUUUGAGAGACCACAUCCUGAAAAAUAUGUUCCGGCUGAGAAACGUACGCCAGUGAAACAUCCAGAUAAUCUUAAGCCGGAGGGUGAAUUUAUUGGUAGACCUAAAGAAGACUUUACGCCUACUAAAGGUGAUCGUGCCGAAGUUAAAAAACCAGAGGAUAAUCUGAGACCAGAGGGUCCAUUCGAAGGUCGACCGAAGGAUGAUUAUCGACCGGUGCGUGGCGAACGCAUGGAUGUAGUGAAGCGCACGGAUAACUUGCGAAUGGAAGGAGAUAUAGAAACUUAUAGAUCCAGAGACGAAUAUACCGAUUUCUUAAUACGCGAAAGGACCGAAAUUACUAAAUAUCAGGAUAAUUUACGUAUGGAAGGAGAAUUUAUCGAUAUGAGAACACGGGAUGAUUUCAAAGUCGUUAAAGGCGAACGCACGGAUGUCGUUAAGCAUCGUGACAAUUUAAAACCGGAAGGUCCAUUCGAAGGUCGUCCGAAGGACGAUUAUUCGCCUAAGAAAGCAGAGAGACCUGAAAUUAAAAAGCCAGAAGAUAAUUUAAAACCAGAAGGCGAUUUCGUACGUCGGCCUAAGGAAGAAGCACCUAAAAAGGGUGAGAGAGCUGACGUGAGAAAACCGAAGGAUAAUUUGCGACCGGAGGGAGACUUCGAAAGACCGGAAAAGAAACCGAUUGGCCCUGCUGAGCGACGUUCUCCGAUUAAACAUUCUGACAAUCUAAAACCAGAGGGUGAAUUUGAAAGACCUAAGCCUGAAGAAUUCAAGCCUGCUGAAAGACCGGUUGUAAAGAAACCACACGAUAACUUGAAACCUGAAGGCAAAUUCGUAUCUAGACCGAAAGAAGAAGUACCGAAGAAAGGUGAAAGAGCCGAUGUCAGAAAACCGCAAGAUAAUUUGCAACCGGAAGGAGACUUUGAAAGACCAGAAAAGAAACCGAUCGGCCCUGCUGAGCGACGUUCUCCGAUUAAACAUUCUGACAAUCUAAAACCAGAAGGUGAAUUCGAAAGACCUAAACCUGAAAAAUUCAAGUCUGCUGAAAGACCGAUUGUAAAGAAACCACUCGACAACUUGAAACCUGAAGGCGAGUUCACAUCUAGACCAAAAGAAGAAGCACCAAAGAAAGGUGAAAGAGCCGAUAUCAGAAAGCCACAAGAUAAUUUACGACCAGAGGGUGACUUCGAAAGACCGGAGAAAAAACCAAUUGGUCCAGCCGAAAGAAGAACUCCGAUUAAACAUUUUGAUAAUUUGAAACCUGAGGGUGAAUUUGAGAGACCUAAGCCUGAAGAAUUCAAACCUGCUGAAAGACCAAUUGUAAAAAAGCCACAUGAUAAUUUGAAACCUGAAGGCGAGUUCGUAUCUAGGUCGAAAGAAGACGCGCCGAAGAAAGGUGACAGAGCCGAUGUUAGAAAGCCGCAAGAUAAUUUACGACCGGAGGGUGACUUUGAAAGACCGGAGAAAAAACCAAUUGGUCCAGCGGAAAGAAGAACUCCGAUCAAACAUGCAGACAAUUUGAAGCCAGAAGGUGAAUUUGAAAAACGUCCAAAAGAAAAGAUACCGAUCAAAGGCGAAAGGGCGGAUGUUACCAAACCAAGAGAUAAUUUACGACCUGAAGGCGACUUUGUAAGACCUCAGAAAUCACCGAUUGGCCCAGCAGAACGACGUACACCGAUUCGACAUGAAGACAACUUGCAUCCAGAGGGUGAAUUCGUUGGUCGACCAAAAGAUGAUUUUAUUCCUAAGCGCAUCGAUCGACCAAUUCAAAAGAAGCCUAAAGAUAAUUUGAAGCCUGAAGGAGAAUUUGUAGGAAAACCUAAGGAUGAUUACAAACCAACUAAAGGAGAGAGAACUGAAAUCGUGAUGCAUCAAGAUAAUUUGAAGAUGGAAGGAGAUAUAGAUGUUUAUCGAUCUCGAGAUGAUUACGUAACUACGUCUAAACGCGAACGUGUAGAUAUUGUUCAUCGUGAGGAUAAUUUGAAGAUUGAAGGCGAAUUCGUUGAUAUCCAUCGACGAGAUGACUAUCGAGUUACUCGUGGUGAACGUAGCAAAGUUAUUAGGCGUGAAGACAAUCUUUAUCCUGAGGGUGAUUUCGAACGACCAGAGAAAGCACCGGUAGGUCCCGCAGAGAGAAGAUCUCCUAUUAAACAUCCUGAUAACUUAAAGCCAGAAGGCGAUUUUGUUCAACGGCCGAAGGAAACCGUGCCUAUUAAAGGUGACCGAGCAAUCGUCAAGAAGCCGAAAGAUAACUUGAAGCCCGAAGGUGAAUUCGAGAGACCAGCAAAAUCAUCCGUUGGUCCCGGUGAACGACGAUCACCCAUUAAACAUCCCGAUAAUCUUCAUCCGGAGGGAGAAUUCGUUGGCAGACCGAAGAAAGACACGCCGCUAAAAGGCGACCGAGCAGAUGUGAAGAAGCCAAAGGAUAAUCUUCAUCCCGAAGGAGAAUUCGCGAAACGUUCCCCGAAGAAAGUAGAACCGGCUGAACGAAGAACUCCGAUCAAGCACGAGGAUAAUCUUCAUCCUGAAGGAGAUUUCUACAUAGUGCCUAAGGACGAUUUUAUUCCAAAGAGAGGAGAUCGAUCGCCGGUUAAAAAACCUCAGGACAAUCUUCGUCCCGAAGGUGAAAUGAAAGUAUCUCCGAAAGAUGAUUAUAAAUAUGUAAAUGGAGAUCGCGUAGAAAUACGUCGGCAUGAGGAUCACCUGCGCAUGGAGGGACAAAUAGACACUCAUUGCUCGAGAGAUGACUAUAAGAAAAUAACGAGAGUGGAGAAAGUGGAUGUUAAGAGACAUGAAGAUAAUCUCAGAAUGGAAGGCGAAUUUAUCGACGUGCGUCGCAAAGAUGAUUACGUGCACGUGGUUGGUGAACGCGUGCCAAUUAAAAAGCGUGCGGACAAUUUACGUCCGGAAGGAGAUUUCGACAGACCUCAGAAGAUCGUGAUUGGGCCCGGGGAGAAAAGAACUCCAAUCAAGCACCCGGAUAAUCUGAAGCCAGAGGGUGAUUUUGAACGUAGAACUCCGGAUAAGAUUGGUCCCGGUGAACGACGAUCGCCGAUUCGUCACGCCGAUAAUUUGAAACCAGAAGGUGAUUUCAUCGGACGCCCACGUGACGACUUCACUCCCAAAAGAGCAGAAAGAAUCGAAGUCGUAAAAAGAGAAGAUAAUCUAAAGAUGAUGGGUGAUUUCGAAGGCACAACGUCUCACAAGUCGACUUAUACAAUAGUUCGUGGAGAACGAGCGGACAUUAAGUCACAUGAAGAUAACUUAAAACUCAGCACCGGCACUAUGGAAACAAAAACAACCAGCAGAGAUACUUAUACACCUUCUAUAAAGCAUGAACCUUCUCCCGCUGGUAAAACGGUAAAUCGUCGAAGACACAUGGAAUCGUCUAUUUCGCUCGGUGAUGACACCACCGUGAUGACCACGACGAAUCAACGUAACUAUAAUACCUACACGAAACGUACAGGAAAGGAUAUCGCUGCUAAAAUGAGUCAGAUAGAAUCUGAUACUAGGAAGACCGUGGAAUCGCAAACUUUAGCAGAUGGAACUAUCGUUACGACCGUAAGACGUACAACUACUUCUGCUCAGUCAGAUCAGAAAGCUGCCAAUGCUCAAACUGUCUCUCAUCAUCAACAAAUACAACAUAUUACGGAUCGUCGUACCGCUCAACCAAUUGAUGUUUCGCCAUUUGGACCACAACCCGUGGAUUCACGAAAAACGACUUCUCAAUCAAUAUCUAAUCAGCAUCAUGAACAACAUCAAAGAACUCAUUUGAGCGAGCAACAUUUGCAAUCGCAGAAUAUGCAGAGUCGUCGAACAAUCGAGGAUAGAUCAUUCACGGAAGGAGUAAAUCAUCGAGGGCAAAUCGUGCGAGCGGAAGAUACAUCUCGUUACGCGAUCGACGCCACACAUGGCGAGCACCAUAGACAGCAGCAUCAGCAGCAGCACGUCGAGCGUCAUCAUCAGGAAAUGACCAAGCGCGAUUAUGUGAACGCACAACAUAUGGAAACUCGACAAAGAUCCGGGACGAAGCAACACGAGCAGCACACAAUCUCCACUCAGGCGCGAUAUAAUUCAAGCAGCCCGGAAUUCCGACAAUCAAUCAAUGGGCAAACGACUUUAGAACAAUCACACGUAGACUCAGCCACGAAGUUCGGUCACCACCGCAAGAACGUGAUAUCCUCUUCGUCGGCUGACAUCAGCAACGCAGUACUCCAUCGACGUGGCGCAGCUUCUUCUACCGAGGCGCUUCACACGAUCUCGUCGACGGCGGCGGACCAGCGCAAAAGUAUUUCAAACCUGGCUGAGAGCGGACAGUACAUCAGUAAUUCGAGCCAGAGCAACGAUAGACGUAGCUUGACUUCGCUGCAUCGUAGUUCUAAAGAAGUCAAUCCUUGGGCAUCUUCCAGCUAUGAACGCCCGCAGAGAAUCAUUCGGCAAGACAACCUAAGUGUCGGCGGGAAAUUCUAUUCACAAAGCGAGGCAAAAAGCUAUGGAAAUUUCUCACAAAGUACUCAAAAAGUAGAAAGAGUCCAGAGGCAAAUGAACGCAUCUCACAUUAAUUUGGGUGAUGGUAGUACUGUCAGUUCCAGCAUGUAUAAAAGAGAAUACGUUCCUAGGCACAGAGGACCGUGUCCAGCUACUCUUUUGGAAGCCAAACAGGCGCCUUUCAAACACACCAGAGACACGCAGAAACACAAGUUUUACAUGCCCGUUGUGUCCAACUAAACUGGCCUAUUAAAUUUAACGUUUUACUAAUUUUUUAAGAAAUUAUGCCGAAUAUAAUAAUGUUAAAGGGCUAAAAUCAAAAUUUCAUUCUGUAAAGAUGAUCAAAAUUAUAUGCAACACAUUUA
This is a messenger RNA of Trachymyrmex cornetzi, 13845 nucleotides long. RefSeq names its product SAXO downstream of blistered (gene Sdb). The record is from RefSeq and is a predicted model, not a curated record. Gene Ontology annotation, cellular component: cytoskeleton; axonemal microtubule; sperm flagellum. Gene Ontology annotation, molecular function: microtubule binding. NCBI's taxonomy places the organism in Eukaryota, Metazoa, Arthropoda, Insecta, Hymenoptera, Formicidae. Bases 626 to 13720 code for a protein of 4364 amino acids. The transcript has 6 exons.